GAUAUGAUUUAAGCAUGCACAGAGAUACUCUUCGCCGAUGCGACUUACGUUUCGUGCAGCUGCGGGCAGAAUGUCCAAGGACUCCCACUGAGCCGUAACCUGCAGUCCUUCUGAGUCCGAAAGGUAUUAAUAGGGAAAUGAAUCGUCCCAAUCGAGCCUUGGGCUCAGACUCUGGGGCUAGCGGCUCAGGCGCAGUUGCCGGGGCGCGCGAGGAUGCAAACGGUUUGCCUGCAGGGUCAGCAGAGCCCGCAAUGCAAGGCACGGCACUUAAGUCAGAUAAUCUGACAGAAAGUGUUACGGAAGCCACUGGGCGCGGUGGCAUUGGUGCCCCAAACGGGAGCCUCGCAACCCGUUUCGGCAGUGCAGCUGCGCCAGUCUCCCCGUCAGCAGCCACCCCGGGGGCAGCGCGAGGCACCCACCCAGGCGUCGGCAGCGCGGGCCGGGGCUUGGGCGAUGCCUCUCCGGCUACCGCUCCGGGCCAAGCAGUGGCGGUGGAGACGCCGGCCGAGGCUGCCACCACGGGCGCUGCGGGGCGCAGCCGGCGGGCACGCACGUGCGCGCACGACAGCUUCUUGCUCCGUUUAGAAGGCGACGCCUCCGGUGUUGUGCUAGGCUCACAGACGGCUGCGCUAGCCGUAGAGGGCCAGCAACAACAGCGCGUCAUGCACCAGGGCGAGACGGAGGGAUCGCACGACAUUGCACAACACCUUACGCAACAGCAACAACAGCAGCAGCAGCCGACCGCGAAGGAGGCGGGAGAGGAGGAGGAAGAUCUGGUGUACCGACUGCUGCCGCCGUUCAAGGACGCAGACGCAGCCGCCGCCCCUCCAUCAGGGGACGCCACCGUCUCACACGAUUUCGGCGGCAUGGGUGCAGGGGCGGGAUUUCCCGCUGGUAGUGCUCGCGGCGGUUCUGGCGGCGGUGGUGGUGGCGCCGUCGCCAAGGGGCGCUACAGGGAUAUGUAUGAGCACUUGCUUCACGACUUUGAGGGCAACAAAGACGAGAUCCGUGACCGCAUCCUGACGGGCGACUGGAACCAGCGGCGCUGCUACCCGCUGGCGGGACUGUGGGUGCGGCCCAGGAGGCAGGCUUCACCGGCGGCUUCGCCUCAGGGUCCUGGCGGAGGGGGCAGUGGAAGCAACGGCAGCGACAGCGCCGGGGCUGGCGAGCGCGAGGAGGGUGGUCAGGGGGAGGAGCAGCUGGUGUGUGCGGCGCUGCUGCGCCUGACGCUGGAGGGCACCAAAGACGCGUGCGGCGCCAAGAGCCACCUGCAGGUUCUUUACAUGUCGACGUGCGGCCCGGAGGCUGGCGGCGAGUCGCGUCGCGGCCAGGGUCUGGGCCGACUGCUCACUCGCUGCCUGCAGCGCUCCGCACACCAGGCGGAGCUGGAGUACAUGGCAGUGGUGCUGGCGAGCAGGCGGGUGGAGCGCUUCUGGGCGCGACUGGGCUUCGACGCGCCGCCGCGUGUGAGCGGCACAAACAUGGCCCGGCUGGUGUGCGACGCCGGUGUCCGCAACGGCGCCGGCGGCGUGGCGGUGUGGCAGGUCCACCUGCCUACGUUGGAGGCCGCGUCAUCGCAGCAGCAGAAGCGGCCGCCGGGUGCUCGGCGUGCAAAAGCGCCCGCGGCAGCCGGGGCGGCGGCGGCAGCUGGGUGUGCAGCGGCGGCGGCGGCCGCACGACAUGGGGCGGGGUCGAAGGACUCUCCAUUGGAACGCUUGGUGGUGGAAGCGGUUGACGCUGCACGUGCAGCUCGGCUGCAGGCGCUGAAGCAGACAGGAUGCCAACACCAGCAACACCAACAGCAACAGCAGCACAGUCACGAGCACAAGCGCCGGCGCCCUGAGUCAGAAGCGGAGAGCUCGCAAGACGACGAUGGCGAUUGCGACGGCGAGCCGCGGCGGCGGCCACGAAAGCAGCUGCGGCGGCAACGACGCCUUUCCCAGCAGCUACAGCUGAAGUCGGGUGCAGCGUGCGGCGGGCGAAGCACUGGCAGCGGCAGCGGCAACCGCGGCGGCGGUUCUGUGCCUGGCCUAGAUGUCGACAAGCUGUGGGCCCCGUUGGGCCCGUCAAACGUGGCUAACGGGUUCGUGUACCUUGGCGAGUGGGGCUUGCGCUGGGUGCGGGCGCGAGGGCCCGUGGAGGAACCCGUGGACGUUCAAGUGGGUGCCGACGUGUGGGCCCGGCUUGCAGCACAAAAGGCAGCGGCGGCGGCGGCGGUGGCGGCUAGUGGCGGAGGCGAGGUGCCUGAGUCCGCGCCAGCGUCUGCAGCACGGAGUCAGGCCGAGCCGGCUGAGCAGCCGGCCGAGCAGCAACAGCAGCCGCAGCAGGCAAAGGCGCGGCUGAGCUGCAACAGGAACGCGCGCACGGGGCAGCACGACCUGCGGCUGCGUUUCAGCGCGGGCUGGGCGCAGAGCCACCAUGCGGCGGCCGGGUGGGGCCUGGUGCUGCAGCGCGUGCCAGCGACGUCGGCCGGGGCCGGUGCGGGCGCGGGUGUUGGAGCCGCUGCCGCUGCCGGUGGCGGUGGCAGGGAUGGCGGUGGCAGAGAUGGCGGGGCCGCGCACGAGAGCGGGGCGGCUGCUGUUGGUGCAGCUGCUGGCGUCGUGCAACGUCCGCAGUGGGUGGCGACGUUGCGGACCGCCCGCCCACCUGGGUGCUUCGGCCCCCCGCCGCCGUCAGCGGCCGCUGGCGGUGGUGAUGGCGCUGGGGUGGCGGGAGCCGCCGUCGAGGCGGAUGGCGGCGGGCAGGCGGCGGCGGGCGUGGCUGCGGCAGCAGCAGGCGCAGUAGGUUCAGGGAUAGGAACAACAGCAGGGGCAGGCGAGGGCGAGGGUGAGGGCGCAGGGGCAACGACCACGGCGGUUCGGGCAGCUGCGGCCAGGCUGCGCAGGGCAGCGGUAGCUGCCGCGCGCUCGGGGCGCGGCAGCGGCGGCGCGGCUCAGAAGCCCACCAAUGGCAGUCACGAUGCCGGCGACCGGGUGCACGGCGCGGGGCGGGCGAGCGCGCAAAGCCAAGAUAGCGCGCCGCCGCCGCCGCCGCAAGCAAAGCGCCGGCGGGUGGCCCGUGCCGGCUCGGGUGCAGGCAGCCCGACCCCUGCACGCGGCGCGCACAGCCAGGGCUUGAGCGAGGCGGGGCUCUGGCUGCCGCUGAAGGACUCGAGCCUGGGCCAUGGAGUUGCUUACAUUGGUGACCGGGCCGCAGAGCAAUGGCUGGGUGCCGUGGUCUAUGCUAAUGGCCUGGCCCCUGACGGAGAGGGGGAGCGGCCUGUGGUGCUGCGCCUGGGUGAUGAUGCAGCAGCAGCAGCAGUAGCAGUGGCUGCGGCGGCUGGGAAGCGUGCUGGUGGCAGUGGCAGUGGCGGCAGUGACAGCGACGGCAAUGGCGCAGGUGCAGGUGCAUACGGGCGCCAGAGUGGGAGGGACGCAGCAGGGGCGCACGCGGCAGGGGCAGCGGGCACGCUGCGUUGCAACCUGCACCGCCGGACGGGCCGUUGGGAGUGGCGGCUGCGCUUCCCCAGGUCUUGGGCGCGGGCGCAGGGCGCGGUGCCGGGCUGGGGCUUCCUUCUUUCACGGGCCGCGGCAGCAGACCUUAGCGGCGGCGCGCGAGAGGGCGCGGGGCCUGGAGGUGCCGUCACGGCCGCGGGCCCGAGCAGUCCUGAGGCGGCGGCAGCUGAUGGGCUGGACAGCCUUGUGGCGACGCUGCACGUCUCCCCCCCGGCCGAGACUGCUUCAGUGCCCACGGGUGCGGUCGCGGGUGGGGUCGCGGGUGCAGAUGAGGGCGAGGAUGUGGAUGUGGAUAUGGAUGUGGAUGCAGCAGCCGCUGGUGUUGCGCGGGCGCCUGGCAAGCGCUGGCCCGCGGGCGCUCCCGGCUCGUGGAUACCCGUGAGUGCGCCGGCGCUGCAGUGGGGCAAGGCCUACGUGCCCAAGGGAGUUGUGGGCGAGCUGCUGUGCGCGCAGCAGGCGGACGCGGGGCUGCCAGACGGCAUGAUCGUGCCCGUGCGGAUGCUGGCCUCCAAGCACGACGUCUGCUCAAGCUCAGAUGCGGGCGGCAGCGGUGUUGGCGUAGGCGGCAGCAGUGCGGAUGCUGCAGUCGGAGCAGAGGAGGCAGUAGGGGCUGUAGCGGGGGCGGCUGCGGACGUGGGUUCUUGGGAUGGCUCGCUCAAGACUGUCUACGACAAGAAUGGCCACGCCAAGUGGUUCCUGGUGUGGGGCCGGGCGGCGAUGAGGCAGCACGUCCCAGACGCCGCAGCGCUCGCCGGCCGGGCCCACUGGCGCCUGGCCCGCGUCCACACAGGCGCCUCGGAAGCAGCUGCCCCAAGCACGGGCGCGGCUGUGGCGGCGGCGGAGUCCGCGGCUGCGCCUGCCCCUGAUGCAGCGGGAACGCUAGCCGUAGCAGACGCACCGUCAGAGCGGGCCGCAGCACCUGAUGGCGACGGCGCCAGGGAUGCUGCUACUGCCGCUACUUCCGCCGCUGGUGCUACUGCCGCUACUACCGCUACUGCCGCUACUGCCGCUACUGCCACUGCUGCGGGAGGUGCGACUACAGCUGCGGGAGGUGUCGUGCCAAUCCAUGAUGCGCUGCGGCGCGUGCUGAGCGGUCAGGUGCAGCUGGCGGCGACCCUGGCGGUGGGCACUGCCCUGGGCCCCACGUCUCCCACCACCAAGGGGCCUCACAGCGCCCUCGUGGCCCAGGCACCGCGGGCGGAGGCACGCCGACCAACCCGCCAGCAGGCCUCCCCAGCAGGCACAGCGCGCAACGCAGCCCCGGCGAAGGCGAAGGCGUGGGGCGCAGCAGGCCCAGCCGCAACGGAGGACGCGCUGGUCGCGCUUGCAGCGGCGGACGCGGCCACUCCGGACGCGGUAUCUGCAGGAGGGUCGCUUGGGAGGGGCGGCGCUGCCGCGGCCACGGCCGCGGCCGCGGGUGCUGCCGCCGUGACGGAGGGCGUUGCGUCUGGCCGUCUCACGCCACGCAAGGGCCGGCUGGCAGCUGCAGUGGCUGUAGCAGCAGCUGCGGCAACGUCGAAGCGGGCUGCUGCGGCUGCUGCUCCUUCUGCGAGGCUUAGCGCUCAUGUCGGCCUGCAUCCGAAGGGGCUGAAGGGCCGUGCUGCUGGUGGUGGUGCUGCUGCCGCUCCUGGUACUAUUUCGGCUGCUGCCGCGGCCGCGGCACCGCCCACUGCUCCUCCGCAGCCACAGCAGCAGCACGCGGGCGCUGCCGCCGGCAGUACUGGCGGUGCAGAGCAGGGCUUCGUCCCCCUCACGGCGACCGCGCUGGACCACAGCCGGGCCCCGGUGCGGCGCAGGUUCGUGGCGGCAUUGCUCGGUAGCGGCGUGCUCGCGCGAGGGCUGCCGCUCGAGCAGGCAGUCAGCGUCAGGUUGAUGAGGGGCGGCCGCCCGCCGACGCCACCAUCGUCGUUGCAACAGGCGCGUCCGCAGGCGCAGACAGGUCCGCAGGCGCAGACAGGUCCGCAGGCGCAGACAGGUCCGCAGGCGCAGACAGGUCCGCAGGCGCAGACAGGUCCGCAGGCGCAGACAGGUCCGCAGGCGCAGACAGGUCCGCAGGCGCAGACAGGACCGCAGGCGCAGGCGGACGGGGCAGCAGCAGCAGCCGCGGCGGCUGCCUCCCCGACCGCGCGAGGGGCGAAAGCAGCAGCGGCAGCAGCUGUUGCAGCGGCAGCAGCUGUUUCUGCUGCUGCUGCGGCGGCUGCUGAAUCCUCUGCGGCAACGGCGGCGGCUGGUGGAGGUGGCGGAAGCGGCGCGGGAGGCGCGGUGGCGGCGGCAGUGGAGGCUGCAGAGGAGGUGGAGGAGGAGGCGGCGGUGUACGGGCGGCUGUACACGACCCCGCCGUCCCGGGUGCGGCCGGGCUACAAGGCGCGGUGGGUGCUGACGUGGCCGCGGCCCUGGCUGCCCCCCGCCUCGUUGACACCGGACACAUACGUCCUCAGGCUGCGCCGGUUCGACGUCACCGGCGCUACAGCUGCUGCUACAGCGGCGGCGGCUGCGGCGGCUGCAGCGGCGGCGGCUGGAGCAGGGGCUGCCAGUAGCACGACCGCGGCGGCAGCUGACACAGCAGACGUGACGCCGCUGCAGCAGAUACGGUCCGGCGCGGCGCAGUUGGUCGCGGUGCUGGUGCGUGGCAGUGGUGGCGAGAAGAAGAAGAGGUCGGGGCGGACAGCGGCGCCGCCACCAGCAGUUGCAGCGGCAGGUGUGGGUGGCGCUGCUGCUGCUGCCACCGCUGCCGCUGCCGCUACCGCCGCCACCGCCGCCGCUCCAGUGGCGGUCGUACGGCCACUUGGCCGCGCCGCACAUGCCGCUGCUGCUGCUGCUGCUGCCGCCACCGCUGCCGCUGGUAUAGCAGCUGCUGCUGCUAGGGCUGGGGCUGGGGCUGGGGCUGGGGCUGGGGCUGGGGCUGGGGCUGGGGCUGGGGCUGGGGCUGGGGCUGGUACUGGCGUUCGUGGAGCAGGAGCUGUGGCAGCAGGGGCAGCUGCAAAGCGUGGCAGGUGCCUGCUUCAGAGUAGUAGUGCUAGGAAGCGUCGGCGCAGCACUGCUGCUGGGCUACAAGAGGAGGAGGCUACGAAGGGUGAUGAGCACGGAAACGCCGUGCCUGUAGACGGAGGCGGUACCGGUAUGUCUGGGGACGAAGCCUCAGAGGAUGGGGUUGACUCUGACAAGGAGUGCGGGAACGUGGGGGCAGCUGCAGCAGGAACGGCGCCGGCGGCCCAAGGCGGCGGCAGCAGGCGCCGAGGCAGCGGCGGGCGCUUUGCCCCCGCAGCCGCUGCCGCUGCCGGUACGGCUGCUGCUGCUUCGGUUGCGGCUGCUGCUGGUGCUGCUGCCGCGGUUGGCGGUGGCGGCGUCGCCCCGGCCGUGACGCUGACUGCCACGUCCAUGCGGCGCGGCGUGACGCUGGUGCGCAAGCAGGUGGUGGCGGCGCUGAUGGGCUGCGCGGCGCGGCGCCUGGCGGACGUGCGGGUGUCGCGCACCGAGCACCUUCGCGUGCGCUUCGUCGUCCCCGCCACUGCAACAGCAUUAGCAGCAGCACCAGCACCAGCAGCACCAGCAGCAACAGCAGCACCAGCAGCAACAGCAGCACCAGCAGCAACAGCACCAACGUCAGCACCAGCAGCAGCAACGGGACGUGUUGCGGCGGCGGCGACGGCACCGAGCGCGACUGCAACGGAGGCGGUUGGGAAGCUGUACACGUACGACAUAAAGCCAGGCCCAGCAGCACGGUCGCAGCAGCAGGCUGCAGCCAAGAAGCGCAAGGCUGGCGGCGGGGGGCGACAGCCGCAGCUUGACCAGCAGACCAAGUGGCUACUGGCCUGGCCGAGGUCCUGGCUGGCGUCCAUGCGGCUGCCGCCGGACAUCAGUUGCCUGCGGCUGUCGGUGGAGGAGGCGGGCGCCCGCCGCGGCGGCGGCGCCGCAGGCGGUGCUGUAGGAGGCGGCGCAGUCGGAGGGCGAGGAGAAGGAGGUGGUGGAGGCACGGGCACCAGCAACAGCGAUUUGCUGCAGCGGCUCCGGAGCGGGCAGGCGAGGCUGGUGGCAACGGUGGUGCGAGGCGGCGAAGGCGCGGGGCCGCUGCUGGCAGCGACGGCGGCGGCAGCGGCCGGCGGCGCGUGCCGCGGGGGUGCGGCGGCUGCGGAGAAGGAGCAGGUGGAGCGGCGGGGAGAGGACGAAGGCGAGGAGGCUGUUGCCGGCGACAGCAGCGGCAGCGACGACGAUGACGUGGAGGGCAAUGGCGCCACUAGCAGCGGCGAUGACGCCGGUAACCCAGAUGGGGAUGACGACGACAACCCAGAUGAAGAAGGGAAGGCUGUGGGUGCUGGCGAAGCAUGUGCGGGCCGGCAGCGGCGGCACGGUCCGCAUGCGGGGCCUGUUGCGGGACCGGCGGUUGUGGGGACGGCUGUGGUGGUGGGGCCGGUACUGAUUGGGCCGGUUGCGGUGGAGGUGGUGCGGGGCGCGCUCCUGGAGUCUCAACAUGUGCGGCGGCGUCUUCGGGAAGCACUACUGGGCGGCGGCGCGCUGGCGGAGCUGGCAAGGCAGGCCUGCUCCCCGCACGUGCUGCAGCAGCUGCGAGCCAGCAUCGAGCCGGGGCCGGCCGCAGCAGCUGCCACUGGCGCAGAUGCUGGUGCUGGUGCUGGUGCUGGUGCUGGUGCUGGUGCUGGUGCUGGUGCUGGUGCUGGUGCUGGUGCUGGUGCUGGUGCUGGUGCUGGUGCUGGUGCUGGUGCUGGUGCUGCCAAUGAUGGCCCAGGCCGGGGCGUGGGCGUCGUUGUGGAGCUGCGGACGGGCCCGGCCGCGGGACUGAAGCUCAUGCUACAGGCUUUGCCGCAGCCGCAACCGCAACCGCAAUCGCAAGCACGGGACGGCGCGACGGCGGCCCCUGGUGGCAGAGGCAGGGUGCGGCGAUACCGGCAGCAGCACCCGCAGGAGCAGCAGCGGAGCGGCGGUGAGGACGUGGCGGUGGACGUGUCAUGUGUAGUGGAGCUGGCAGCUGUGGGCAGCGACAGCGCCGGCACCAGCAUCGGGGCUGGCGCUGGCGGUGGCAGCGGCGGCGGCGGCGGCGGUGCUGUGUUCAGUGUGCGAGCAACCGCCCUGACUGGUGGCCUGGAAGACUCGCUGCGUUGUUUGGGUCAGGUCGAGGCACUGGACGCGGUGGUGGAGUGGCUCCAGGGUCUGGGCCGUGGGGCGGCAAAGCACGGGUAGCCACGCCGGCGUGUCAAAGUGGCGUGUAUACACAAUUGGUGCACCCGCCUGAGGUCUCCCGAGGAGAGCGGGCUGGCGUAGCCAGAAAGGCCGACCCCCGCUGCCCAAAGGCUGACAUACAGGGCGACAGGGGGGAAAGCGAACAGAGGCGGGGCGGUGACGUAUGCGUGUGGAGCACGUUCCCACGGCCGGCGCCGCACAGGGUGACCAGGCUUCCAUGAGCGCAGGGCCGUAGGCGCAGGUUCUGGACUGAGAGGUGCGCCGUUUGGGGGUGUGCCAGGGGUGCGCGGCGUUCGCCAACUUGGGUGUGCCUGUCAGAACAUGUACAUCUGUUUUUGCUGCACUGCGCCCGUGUUGCAGCGUCCGUGUCAAGCAGCGACACAGUCCACGGGAAAUUUGGUGGAGCGCGCAAGCAGUGUUGCGGCCCCUGUGCGCGAGUAACGUUUGAUUGUCUAUAUACUGGGUACGGAUUGCAGCCUACAUCUGGCCACACGGCCGACCGGCGGGGGGGAGACGAGGAGUUUAUUUGGCACCUUGCAACUUGCAAGCAAGCGCAUGUCUCCUGGCCACCUUUUGUUGCAUCAGGUGCAGCUCCCUGGGAGACGCCACACGUCACGACCGUGGGGGUGGAACCAGCGCUCGUAUCUUCCUUCGUUCGGAACGAAAUUUGCCCCAAAAGGCCUCUGGCGGACGAAAUUUUUGUGAUGUUAACAUGAAAUUUCGGCCAAAACGCACGGGAUCUUGGGGGGUAUUUCGGCAAACAGACGAAGACAUUUUUGGGAUUUCGGCCACUUUUGGCCAAGGACAGGGGGGUCCAGCGGCUACUCCACGGCCGAAACCUGCGUGGCAUAUGGUAAGAAGGCUCAAAGGGCUGUAUCUAUGGGUGUUGACGGCGGGAGACAGGGGUUCCCCUGGCGGGAGAGUGAGGUUGGGUCGGCAGGAAGCAGGGGAGGAGUGGGCGUGUCGUGUCGGUGUCGACAUCGUGCGGGUCGGGGGCGGAGCCCCCGGAAAAAUUUUGGGGGUCAACGAAGCGGCGGCAGCCUGUUUCGUCAACUAAACGAAGCCAUUUUAAGGAAUUCGGCCACU
This is a messenger RNA of Chlamydomonas reinhardtii, 9773 nucleotides long. RefSeq lists its product as uncharacterized. Gene Ontology annotation, cellular component: endosome. The transcript is spliced from 9 exons. Lineage: Eukaryota; Viridiplantae; Chlorophyta; Chlorophyceae; Chlamydomonadales; Chlamydomonadaceae. The coding region runs from base 252 to 8687 and encodes 2811 amino acids. Gene Ontology annotation, biological process: protein transport to vacuole involved in ubiquitin-dependent protein catabolic process via the multivesicular body sorting pathway. The record is from RefSeq and is a predicted model, not a curated record.